AUGACCAAAACAUCUUUGGAGAUUACGGAUGAAACUCAAAGUCUGAAAAUGAAACAAACUGUUCUUAGUCGCAAAAAACUCGUGGUGAAUAAUACAUUCGAGUCUGAGGAAAAGGAGAUUUGUGAACAUAAUCGUAAUAUCAAACAGCUCCAAAAUGAUAUGAUCAAAAUCAACAUUCUUUUGUCUAAACAAACAAACAUACAUGGGAAACUGGAGGAAGCAAAUUUAGAAUUGGAACAAGAAUUUCGUUUUAAACUCAAGCAAGCAGAGUUGAAGUCAAUCCAAAUGGAGCAUGUGUUGGAUGGGCUUAAAAAUGAAAAAAGCCAAGCUCUUACUGGACUAAUAGAAGCAGAGCGUCAAAUGAUGCUUUGGGAAAAAAAGAUUCAAUUGGCCAAGGAAACACAAGCUGCACUAGAUCCCAAUGUUGGUGCAACUGAGAUCCGUGAAAUGGGUCUUGAAAUCCAUCGUAUGAAACUCCGAUACUCAAGUAUGCUCAAACUCCAAGAAAAGAUGAUUGGAGAAAUGGAAAAAAGUGUUUACCGUCGUGAAAGCAUUUCUAGUCGAGGUCAAGCCAAAGGCAAAGGAUCCGUACAAAUCUCACUUCAAAAAGCCAUUGCAGAAUUAACAAAAAAAAUCAAACAAACCAUCCAAGAUGUCGAAGAUUGUCAUCAAGAUAUUCAGAUGUUGAAUAGAUCAAAAGAUACAAUGCAACGCCAGAUUGAUGAAGCUAAUGAGUCGAGUCAUAUGCUAGUGGAGCGUGAAGGUCAACUCAAAAAUCAGAUUGAAGAAGAAUCUGCAACCAAAAUUGUGCUAUCCAGUGAAACUCUGAUUCAACAACGUCAAUAUCGACGGUAUCAGGAUUUGCGUGAUGGAAAAUACACUUUUGUUGGACAGAAUGAAAUGGCUCGUGCAGUAGAAGGUACCAAGGCUAUAGAGAAAUUGGGUAAAAUCAAGAGAAUGAUUAGCAACAUUCAUCAAGAUGGAAUGGUGGAAGCCAAACCAUUAGUUUCUAAAUUGGACGAUUUCUUGACUAAACAGCUUGAAACUUUUCAAUAA
This is a messenger RNA of Batrachochytrium dendrobatidis JAM81, 1056 nucleotides long. RefSeq lists its product as uncharacterized. The record is from RefSeq and is a predicted model, not a curated record. The transcript is spliced from 5 exons. Gene Ontology annotation, biological process: axoneme assembly. NCBI's taxonomy places the organism in Eukaryota, Fungi, Chytridiomycota, Chytridiomycetes, Rhizophydiales. The coding region runs from base 1 to 1056 and encodes 351 amino acids. Gene Ontology annotation, cellular component: cytoplasm.